Molecule: messenger RNA, 1739 nt
Organism: Podarcis muralis (Common wall lizard)
Lineage: Eukaryota; Metazoa; Chordata; Lepidosauria; Squamata; Lacertidae
Source: RefSeq, a predicted model, not a curated record
UACAUGACAUCCUCAUCUCCAUAGAUGACUCCAUCGUCCUUAGAGCAGGAUGCUGGGCAACCCUUGAGUACUAUUGGUCAUUUGUCACAGAUGCCAACUCUCCUGAGCCAGGGAAAGGCUUGGGAUGAGGUGUGUAUGGUCCACGCUCGCCACUAACCCUUACCCAUUUGCAAUGGUUUUGUUUUACUGGACCGGAGCCUCGGGCCACGCCGCUCUUGCCUUUGCAAAGUUGGGUUCGAGAUGCGCGUUGGCUCCCUAGAGGCGCGUCAUCUGAUGCAAAUACGCCCUGGCGGGGAUUCCCCUCCCGACAAGAGGAAUUGAUGGCGGUGGGCGGGUCCUUUCUCGGAAUGGAGAGCCUGGACUAGGAUCGCUUUCGUUUUCUCCCUGCUGCCUAGCGGUGGAGCGGGGCGGAGACCAGACUUGCUCUCGGAGGCGCCGCGCGGCUCCUGCGCUCCUUCCAGACCAGGCGGCUGAGACCUCAUUGAAGGGAAGAUGGCAGCGAACAUGGAAAAUUUGCCCGAACACCUUCUAUUGGAUAUCUUGUCUCUGGUUCCAGCAAGCGACCUCAUUUGCAAUUGCCGGCUGGUCUGCUCUCAGUGGCGGGAUUUGGUAGACCUGCCGGUUCUGUGGAAGCGCAAGUUCCAGAAAAGGGAUCACGACUCUUCUCCAAAGCCAUUGUCUUUCUACAUUUUCUCCCGCCUAAAGAAGAACUUAAUCAAGAAUCCUGAUGGCCAAGAUGGCCUGGACUCCUGGGAAAUCCAGACGCCUGCUGAGGGCCACUGGGAAACUGAGGAACUGUCCAUAGAAGACUCAAAAAGCGUCGGUGAGAUGCUCAGCCCUUAUAAAAUGGGUGAUUUUUGGGAGAAUGAUGAGGAUGCUCCUGUUCAGCUCUACAAAUGCUUUCUUGCACUUAACAGGCCCUGCAGCAAGUCUCAGCUCAUCACCUUGAAGGACGAGGGCUACUGGGAUGAACUAAUGGAUGAAGCCAGACCCACGAUUGAGGUGAAGGACUGCUUUUCAAGUGGGUAUGAUUCAUGCUAUAAACUGAUCGUGAAGCUGUUGUCUGCAGACUCUGAAGUCCUUAAAGAACAUCAAUACAAAGAACCUUGGGUGUCAACGUGGUUUCCGGUUUCACAUACUAUUUACGACUGCCCUCAAGGUGUCCGUCAUAUCCUCUUUGAACACGAAGUGCACACGGAACCCCAUUUUCCCGGUCUCCUUAAGUACCUCUACCCAGAGCAAGGCCCAAGUGAAGACGGGGAGCCAUCCUGGGGUGGGAUGAGGGUGUUGCAAAGCAGCAUCACACUUCACCCACCACUAGUGGCAGAAGAAGUGGAUGACGAUUACUACGACUACCACUACAGAGAUUACCCCGAUUCAUCGGAGCAUUCCAGCGGUGACGAAUUGCCUUACGGUUUUUUUUACAGUGCGUCUGGUUGUGAUUCGUGGUACAAUUAUGACUAGUACAAUGAUGACCGCUCCUCUCCUUAACGCCAUCAUCCCUUCUCUCAUCUGCGCUAAAUUUGCACCCAGUUGUAGCUUCGAUUUUGGGUGCUCUUUGCUUCUCUCAACCUGUAUCUUUUGCAGAUGCUCUGUUUCUACAUAUCUGUGAUACCUAGAAGCAUGUCUGAAUAUGAAAACAAGGCAAGAGAUGGGUGUGGCGUUUGCCUCCUAGGAUGGGACAUAAGGAAAGGGUUAAAUGAGUGUGAUGUGUUUGGCCAGUGGGAAUGCAAGGGGAG